AUGUUUUCGUCUGCGGGCAAGCGAUGCUUCACGAUAGAGUCCCUAGUCGCCAAGGAAAACCCUCUCUCCAGUGAGGAUCCCAUCCGCCCGACGGCUUUAUGUUACUCCAACCCGUCUACAGAUGCCUUUAUGAACAGUUACCAGGCUCCACCGGGCAGGUCGCUGUACCAGAGCCCGGACCUGGUGUUCCCGGAGACGGUAAACCAUCCCUCCCUGACCAUGACUCCCCACCAGCUGGGAGGCUCCCACCUACAGCAUCCGCACUUCUUUGGGACGCAACACCGGGACCCGCUGAAUUUCUACCCGUGGGUGUUAAGGAACAGGUUUUUCGGACACAGAUUUCAAGGUAACGACGUGUCCCAGGACAGCCUGCUCCUCCACGGCCCUUUCGCCAGAAAGCCCAAGCGCAUCCGGACGGCCUUCUCCCCGUCCCAGCUGCUCCGCCUGGAGAGAGCCUUCGAGAAAAACCACUACGUCGUGGGAGCCGAGAGGAAGCAGCUGGCCAACAGCUUGAGUUUAUCUGAGACGCAGGUGAAGGUCUGGUUCCAGAACAGGAGGACCAAGUACAAGAGGCAGAAGCUGGAGGAGGAGGGUCCUGAGAACCAGCAGAAGAAGAAGGGCAACCACCACAUCAACAGAUGGCGCAUUGCCACCAAGCAGGCCAGCUCUGAGGACAUUGACGUGACCUCAGAGGACUAAAAGCCCCGAUCCACCCUCCUACAAUGCUGCCCUGCACCCCGCGUCCCCUUCUGACGCAUCAGAGG
Molecule: messenger RNA, 764 nt
Organism: Myripristis murdjan (pinecone soldierfish)
Lineage: Eukaryota; Metazoa; Chordata; Actinopteri; Holocentriformes; Holocentridae
Gene: emx1
Product: empty spiracles homeobox 1
Exons: 3
Coding region: 1-699 (232 amino acids)
Biological process (GO): regulation of transcription by RNA polymerase II; neuron differentiation; brain development
Cellular component (GO): nucleus
Molecular function (GO): RNA polymerase II cis-regulatory region sequence-specific DNA binding; DNA-binding transcription factor activity, RNA polymerase II-specific
Source: RefSeq, a predicted model, not a curated record